Alternaria hordeiaustralica is the source of this 1080-nucleotide messenger RNA. RefSeq lists its product as uncharacterized. Gene Ontology annotation, cellular component: mitochondrial large ribosomal subunit; nucleus. The transcript has 2 exons. The coding region runs from base 1 to 1080 and encodes 359 amino acids. Gene Ontology annotation, biological process: DNA recombination; positive regulation of mitochondrial DNA replication. Gene Ontology annotation, molecular function: structural constituent of ribosome; DNA strand exchange activity; single-stranded DNA binding. NCBI's taxonomy places the organism in Eukaryota, Fungi, Ascomycota, Dothideomycetes, Pleosporales, Pleosporaceae. The record is from RefSeq and is a predicted model, not a curated record.
AUGGGCCAGAAUGCUUUCCGCAAGCUACGCGAGUUCCGCAGACUGCACGAGACUGCCUGGGACAAGACGAACCCCGAGUUCAAGCGCAUGGACAAGAAGACGAGGGUCAGGAAGAUCAUGGACCAGCGCGCCAACACCAGCGCCGACUUGGCGGAAGUGUUGCGGAUACAAGAGGCGCAUGGAGCCAAGACGGCGGAAGAGCAGGCAGAGCAGGAGAAGAAGGUAUCGACUUUCCUCGACAAGCGAUGGGAGCAGAUUGACGCCCUGGCGAAUGCGGGGCUGGCCAAGGCGAAGCCCACGGAUAACGUCAAGUGGCUGCAGGGCCAAAUACGGUCCAUGGACCACAAGCUGAAGAUGAAGCACCACCAGAACGAGGCCGAUCAGAAGAGCAUAAAGGCUGCCAAGGAGAGCCUCGAGACCCGCCUGGGGAAGCUGCAGUACGCUCUGCGAAAAGCGGAGCAAUUCAAGAACCUGCAAGAAGACCUCACCAAGAGAGCAGCGCCCGCCAACGAACUCGGCGCUGAGACGAAGUUGUAUGAACUGAAACUCCAAGCCCGCACCCUGCAGGAGGCGCUCGACAACCCCGAUCCUACACGUGCCGAAGCAGACCUUGAGCUGGAUCGUGAGAUUCUCGCAGGUCAUCGCGCUGAAAUUACCACCCUCGAGCAGGCUUUCGAAGCAAAGGCCCAGCUUAAAAACGGCAACCACUACAUCGCCCGCUCCGUCCUGCCCAAAGCCCUCAAGACACCCCCAGUCAAGCCCUACACACUCGAAGGUGUGAGCGUGAGAUGGGCCGACAUUCAAGACGCCCUCUAUGCAGCCGGUAAAUGGCCCGCAGCCAUCGAACACGAGCCUCUGGAGAUCAACAAGGCGCGUGGCGAGACCUUGAUGCUUUCUGCCGAGGAGUACGAGGUUGAGAAGCAGAAUGAGGUUGGGAGGAUUAUGGAUACGCUGAAUCUGAGGGAGGGCGAGUAUCUGGAAGAGAAGGAUGGGCUGAAGAGCUCGUUGGAUAGCCCGGCACUCAAGAGUGGGAUUGCCAUGUCGAUACCGCGGGAUGCUUUUAAGAGCGCGACGGUGUAG